Molecule: messenger RNA, 1107 nt
Organism: Rotaria sordida
Lineage: Eukaryota; Metazoa; Rotifera; Eurotatoria; Philodinida; Philodinidae
Source: the annotation of a GenBank genome assembly
AUGGAUGAACAAUUUAUUUUUUCAACAUCAUCUGCUUUAUUUGAUACUUAUCUUGUUUAUGGUAUCAUUGGUUUAUUAUUAUUUAUUGCAAUUAUUGGCUUAAUUAUUUUAUUAGCUACAUCAUGUUGUUGUUGUUAUUGUUGUUUAUGUCCAAAAUCAUGUUGUCUAUGUUAUCAUCAUAAUCGUCGACAUUCAUCAUAUAAACUACGUCAACAAUUAAAACAUAAAGAUGGAUCAAAUAAUGGUGAUUCAAAAAAAAUUGCAUUUAUACGACGACAUCCAAGUGAUGUAGCUGAUUUUUCACAGUUAUAUGAUUCAUGUCCACAUUUAAUCAAUAGUAAGGCUAUGACAACAUCAAAUACAAAUAUGGAUACAAGUUGUACAACAAUUGAUACAUUUGUUAGUCCAAUAUCACCAUGUAGUUCAUUUCGUUCAUUUGUUGGAUCAGGAACAUCAUCAAACGAUAACAAACUUCCAACUGUAAAAAAUGAUCUUAGUAAUCCAUCACAAAAAAAUAAUAUAAAUAUUGAUAAGACUAAUAAUGCUCCUUCAUCAUCUGUUAAAGGCGUAUGUUCUCGUCCAUUUUCUUAUAUAAAAAAUACAAAUGAUCGUGCACAUAUUUUACGUCGUUUUACUCCACAUGAACGUGUUAUUCCACCAACUAUUGUAUCAAUUGAUGUAACUCGAAUAUCUUCAUCUGAGAAUGAUAAUAAUAAUAAUCAAACAAAUUCAAAUAGUACAAAUAUUUAUGAAACAGUUCUUCCAACAACAUCAACAACAACAACAACAAAUAAUAAUAAUAAUAAUAAUAAUAAUACAUCAACAUCAGAUAUACCAACACCUAUUUAUGAAACUGAAUGGACACAUAAUUUAAGACAAUUAAUGAUGGCAACAACAACAUCAUCAAUUACAAAUGAAGGUAUUUCUGUUAUUAAAGUAUCUUCAGUACCACCUGAUAUUGUUCCAUCAAUAAAACAAACUUCGGAUUAUUUUCAACAAAAAAAUCCUCAUGAUAAAUUUUUAGCAAAUCGAACAACAAUAUCAGAUUCAAUGAGACGAACUACUAUGCUUAAACAAUUAAAAGACAAUGCAGCAUUUCUUUAUUAA